Molecule: messenger RNA, 384 nt
Organism: Rotaria sp. Silwood1
Lineage: Eukaryota; Metazoa; Rotifera; Eurotatoria; Philodinida; Philodinidae
Source: the annotation of a GenBank genome assembly
AUGCUCGAAUGGUAUCGCCCGAUUUCACUCGACGAAUUACUUUCUCUUCGUCAUUCUUAUCCUGGUAGUGCAUCGAAGCUCAUCUUCGGAAAUACUGCUGUUCAAAUUGAAAGAAAAUUUAAACGCAUCCAACAUCAUCGUCUUAUUUCAAUAACACAUAUUGAUGAAUUACAACAAUUAAAAAGAACACCGAAUUCAUUUAUCAUUGGUGCUGGUAUUACAUUCACACACUUACAAUCAAAAUUACAUGAAUGGAAGAAAGAAGUGAACAAUGAUGGCGGUAUUUGUGAAGCUCUAAUUGAUCAACUGAAACACUUCGCAUCGACGCAAAUACGCAACGUUGCUUCGUUCGGAGGUAGUAUUGUCAAUGCUUCGCCGAUGUAA